AUGUUCUUCGGAAAACCUCACCCCGCCCUCCCCAACGGGUACCUUAACACAACAGCAAUUAGCAUACGCGCUCAGAUUGGCAGCCCAGGAGAUGUAAAGGAGCACCGGACCUCAAGGCGAGAACAAAUUCCCGGAAACGAGAAACGAGGAUUGUUCUGGUAUGAAGGGACCAGAAUUGUUACUGUGAAGGGUAUCUAUCUCUUCAUGUCAGGAACGGCAUGGCUUCACAAGAGAUACAGAAGCACAUAUCGACUGGCUACGGAAGCGCAAUUGCUACUGCCCGACAAAGAAGGUAGAGGGAUUGCUCUACCGAUCAACGACCAAACAAAGCGGCAGAGCAGCACAAUGUCGUCGGAGGAAUCUCACGAGUUCAGUGAUAAACCUAGAGGUAAUAACUGCGAGACAUAUGGAGAUCUUCUCAAUGUCAUUACUGACGGGUCCUUCCAUCUUUCUUUUCUUCUGUGUGUUCAUCCGCUCAUCUUUGAUUGA
Messenger RNA from Neurospora tetrasperma FGSC 2508, 489 nucleotides. RefSeq lists its product as uncharacterized. Lineage: Eukaryota; Fungi; Ascomycota; Sordariomycetes; Sordariales; Sordariaceae. The record is from RefSeq and is a predicted model, not a curated record. The coding region runs from base 1 to 489 and encodes 162 amino acids. The transcript has 7 exons.